AUGACGGUCCCGUCCACUCCUCCGCGCCCCCCCGCGUCGCCCAAGUUCCAGCUGCCUCCCACGACCGUCUCCCCGGGGCCUGGUGGAACGCGUCUGGAACGCGUCCUCGACCUCGUCACCUCGCACGAGGCGACCAUCGCGGAGAACGAGCUCCGGGUCCUCGAUCUGACCAAACGGGUGGCGGAGGCGGAGGAUGCGGCGCGCGCGCGACGCGACGAGGACCGCCGCGCGCGCGACGCGGCCGACGCCUCGCUGCGAGCCGAGCUCGCGGCCGUGAAGGAGGCGGUCCGGCGCGUCGAGCGCGACGUCGCGUCCUGGUCCGACGAACGCGACGCCCUUCGCGCCGAGGUUCGAGAUCUCGCGGACGGGUGCCGCGCCGACGCCGACGCCGCGCUCGAGGAGACCAAAGCCGGAUUCAAGGCGGUGCUCCAGGACGUCGUCGACAGGGUCGCCGCGUCCCUCGACGCCGUGCGCACCGACGCGGUGGCGACGCGCGGCAACUACGCAUCCGCGGAUGAGGUCGCGGCGCUGCGCGAACGCUUCGCCGCGGCGGAGAGCGCGGCGCGAGCGAAAGAGGCGCACGGGCGCGAGACCAUGAACGCCAUGCUGGACGCGAUGGAACAGAUGAAGCGUCGCACGGCGAAGCUCGUGGGUUUCUACAACGAGCAGCUGGAGGCGGCGGAGAGGCGGCGGGCGGCGGGGGCGGGCCCGUCGACGGAUUCGUUUGGUUUUUCGAGCGGACGGAGCGGGGAUCGCUCGGAUCAAACCGGCGAGCUCGCGCGGCUGCUCGAGGAGAACGCGUCGCUGCGGGAGCAACUGGCGAGGGCGUCGUCGUCGAGGCCGGGGCAUCAUCGGGCGGCCGUCGAGGAGGCGGCGUUGGCGUGCGGGUCGGUCGAGGAGGCGGUGCGACGGACGGGUUCGUUCGAUUCCCUCGACGGCGACGGAGCCGACGCGAAGCUGACGCGGAGCAUCCGGGACAGCAUCGGCUCCGUGAACGGAUGCUGA
Micromonas commoda is the source of this 1005-nucleotide messenger RNA. RefSeq lists its product with no specific name. The transcript has a single exon. NCBI's taxonomy places the organism in Eukaryota, Viridiplantae, Chlorophyta, Mamiellophyceae, Mamiellales, Mamiellaceae. The record is from RefSeq and is a predicted model, not a curated record. Bases 1 to 1005 code for a protein of 334 amino acids.